UUAUAUAAUUAAAACUAGGGCUUUGCAGAGAGUGUAUAUAUAUAUUACUCACUGUCUUAACCUAACACUACGGCACGAGUCUCCUUCUACCCAGCCGUCAUCUAACAUCGAAAUGACAACAGUUCCAGGACAGCUGGUCUGGGAGAUCGUAAAGAGAAACAACUGUUUCUUGGUCAAACAGUUCGGCAGAGGCAAUGCUAAGGUUCAGUUCAGCAAGGAGACCAACAAUCUCUGCAACCUCAACUCCUACAAGCACUCUGGUUUGGCCAACAAGAAGACAGUGACCAUUCAGGUAGCUGACAAGGAGCAAGGUGUGGUACUCGGAACAACCAAGACCAAGAAGCAAAACAAGCCUAAGCUCUCUGUUAACAAGUCUGUCCUCAAGAAGGAGUUCCCUAGGAUGGCCAAAGCUGUUGCCAACCAGGUUGUGGACAACUACUACAGGCCUGACUUGAAGAAGGCAGCACUUGCUAGGCUCAGCGUGAUCAGCAAGGGUCUUAGAGUCGCCAAGUCUGGUCCCAAGAGGAGGAACAGGCAGGCUUGAAUUGAAGAAUCCGCCAUUGGAUGAACAUUUUACUUUGAAAAUUCUUAUUUUGAGAGUUUCAGACACUUCUUUGUAGGUUAAAGAUUUUUUAUGGACAGAUGAGUGUUUUGCUUGAAACACCUACAUUGUUAUCCUUUUCUCACAAAAUGAUAUUAAAAACUAUUUUAAUAUUGUUU
Messenger RNA from Brassica rapa (field mustard), 720 nucleotides. RefSeq names its product 60S ribosomal protein L28-2. Gene Ontology annotation, biological process: translation. Lineage: Eukaryota; Viridiplantae; Streptophyta; Magnoliopsida; Brassicales; Brassicaceae. The record is from RefSeq and is a predicted model, not a curated record. Gene Ontology annotation, molecular function: structural constituent of ribosome. Gene Ontology annotation, cellular component: ribosome.